Messenger RNA from Capronia epimyces CBS 606.96, 966 nucleotides. RefSeq lists its product as uncharacterized. The transcript has 2 exons. The record is from RefSeq and is a predicted model, not a curated record. Lineage: Eukaryota; Fungi; Ascomycota; Eurotiomycetes; Chaetothyriales; Herpotrichiellaceae. Bases 1 to 966 code for a protein of 321 amino acids.
AUGGCGCAGAAAUGUGUACAUAAAGGCUGUGGGAAGACUUUCACCGAUCCUGAAGAAGAAUGCACAUACCACCCGGGACCUCCAGAGUUCCACGAGGGACAAAAAGGCUGGAAAUGCUGCAAACCUCGAGUCCUGACCUUUGACGAGUUCCUGGCCAUCCCACCCUGCACCAAAGGCAAACAUUCUACAGUCGACGACACACCCGCCCCUGCCCCCAAACCCGAACCUGCAGCGCCGACGCCAGUCUCCGUACCUGUCACCAAACCUCUAGCACUCAGUCUAGGAAGCAACCAGCAGCCGAGCCCUUCGACACCAAAGCCCGAACCACCUGAAGAUGAGUCCGACGAUCCUGAUGCCGAAAUCCCGCCAACGGCAACAUGCAAGAGACGAGGAUGCGGGAAGGCUUGCGACGACAACAUCCCCCGUGACGAAGAGGAGUGCGUAUACCACCCGGGAGUGCCGCUAUUUCACGAAGGCAGCAAGGGGUGGACAUGCUGCAAGAGGCGGGUGCUUGAGUUUGAUGAGUUCAUGAAGAUUGAGGGGUGCAAAAGGAGGAAGGGGCAUUGCUAUGUGGGCAAGAAAAAUAAGGCUUCGGGGGGAACCAAUGGCACAGCUACAGCGGAAGAGAUGCUUAGUACUGUACGGAACGAUUUCUAUCAGACGCCAACUAGCGUGAUCGUCAGCUUUUACCUCAAGAAGAUUGUCAAGGAGGAGGCCAAGGUCGAGUUCAAUGACAGCGGGUUGGAGAUCGAUCUGGACCUGCCGACGAGCGAUGGCAAGCGGUUCACAGGCACCAUCCCGCUGUUUGCCCCAAUUGACCCGGAGAAGUCACAGUUCAAGAUCAUGGGCACAAAACUGGAACUGGAACUAGCCAAGAAGGACGGGACGAGUUGGUCAACGCUGAGGAGCGACGAGAAGGGGACGGGCGAGAGGAUUCAGGUUGGAAGAGCUGGGAGGAUGGUUUGA